Messenger RNA from Malassezia japonica, 588 nucleotides. It is a transcript of the gene sec66, whose product is annotated as Translocation protein S66. The record is from RefSeq and is a predicted model, not a curated record. Gene Ontology annotation, cellular component: Sec62/Sec63 complex. Lineage: Eukaryota; Fungi; Basidiomycota; Malasseziomycetes; Malasseziales; Malasseziaceae. Gene Ontology annotation, biological process: post-translational protein targeting to membrane, translocation. The coding region runs from base 1 to 588 and encodes 195 amino acids. The transcript has a single exon.
AUGGCGCUGUCCGUCUUUGUGCCGAUCGCGUACAUUGCGACGCUGUUCCUUGCGCUCGCCGCCUUUAGCAAGGUGUACCGGCGGCGCGAGACCAAGCGCAAGACUGCGUACCAAGUGACGAAAACCGCGGACGAGGACGUGAACGCCCCCCGCGCCAUUUAUAACGCGCUCGCCGGCGUGCAGGACGAGUUCCCCGAUGGCGACGCCAACGAUCCCGAAUGGAUCGUGCCGCGUGCGACGCUGCAAGGCGCGCUGAUUGCGCGCGCCGUGGCGGCGCUCCGGAAUAUGUCGACGCUGCGUUCCGACAAGCAGGCGCUCGCGGCGCUGCUCGAGCGCGGCUCGGUCGGCGACGAUGCGGCAGUGCUGCUCGAGACGAUGGACGAGGAUAUCCGCGCCGAGGUCAUGGCGAUUGUGCGCGAGGCCGGGCGCUUUGAGCAGAGCUGGAGCAAGCUCAUCUUUCAGAGCGCCGGCGAGAUCUCGUCGAAUCUGCGCUACCGCGACGUGCUGCUCGAAAUUAACAAGCAGCGCGAGGAGGAGGCUGCCAAAACGCGCCAGCUGGGCCUGCCUGUGCCGACGAUAAGCGCCUAG